This is a messenger RNA of Orbicella faveolata, 1170 nucleotides long. RefSeq names its product RYamide receptor-like. Gene Ontology annotation, biological process: G protein-coupled receptor signaling pathway. Lineage: Eukaryota; Metazoa; Cnidaria; Anthozoa; Scleractinia; Merulinidae. Gene Ontology annotation, molecular function: G protein-coupled receptor activity. The record is from RefSeq and is a predicted model, not a curated record. Gene Ontology annotation, cellular component: membrane.
AUGCAUAACCGAAACGGAACGAAUUUUAGCUGCAGCUCACCGACAAAUUCAAGCACAGAUGCAGGCGGAUCACAGACACAAAUUCAACAAACUCAAGCCAUCUUAGCUGUCAUUUACUAUAUCAUGGCAACCCUCUCCUUAGUGGGAAAUACCGUCGUCAUCAAAGCCAUUAGAAGGAUUGGAAAAACUUUACGAAGGCAAGUGCACUAUCUGUUCAUUGUGAACCUGUCUGUGGCCGAUCUUCUGUUUGCCGUUGAGAUGAUACCAAUGAUCUGUGUGCACAUGUUGAUGAACAGUAAAUGGCAUAUUAAGGGUCGCUUUGGUCAAUUCUUGUGCCAGUUUGACGUGUUCCUAUCCGCGGUUUUAAUUUUGACAUCGAAUCUCACGAUUCUAGCCAUCGCCGUGGAGAAAUUUUUGGGAAUAUUCUUUCCAAUGAAAACGUUUGUCUCCAAGAAGCGUGCGUAUUUUAUUAUUGUAUCCACGUGGCUUGUCAGCGGACUUUAUUCCGCUCCCUUGUUUGUCUUCGCGCAUCUUAAAGUGGGUCGCCGUGGAACGGCGAUGUGCGCUGUUUGUCUGACCUGCGAAGAGGUCGUCAAAUGGUUUAUAUUUCAAACAAUCCUUCUGGCGAUGGGAUUUUUCAUCACGCUUACACUGUAUUCAGCAAUCGGGGUGAGAAUCUGGCUUCACAAAACUCCCGGUUUUCAACUUCAAGAAGUUCAACGAGGAGUUCAAGCGAAAAAACACAAAGCUCUAAAAAUGUUAGCGACGCUGGUGUUUGUAUUUUACGUUUCUUUUAUUCCAUUCUGGAUUUCUCAGCUGUCGGUUCACUUCGGCUUCUACGACAAGCUUGGUCCAUACUAUAACAUAAUCUCGGCUUUUUUAAUGCUUUGCAACGGAACUGCGAAUCCUGUCAUUUACAGCGUAUUUAACUUGGAUAUUCGUGACGAAUUUAAAUCUUUAAUCACAUGUAAGACCUCAGUGGAACGUAGGCAGAGCUUGCAAUCGAGAUCAUUUCGUAAUAGAGCCAUUAGAAAACGAAAAUAUGAGGAUUUAGAGCUGAACACAUCGCCACAACCGUCACCGAUGAUUACUUUGAGGAGUAACAACAAUUUUAAGGUAGUGACUGGCCAACAAAACGCGGCCUUUGUUUUUGAGGACACACGUUUGUAA